Messenger RNA from Chrysemys picta bellii (western painted turtle), 2660 nucleotides. Lineage: Eukaryota; Metazoa; Chordata; Testudines; Emydidae. The record is from RefSeq and is a predicted model, not a curated record.
AUGGGGCCGGUGGUUGAGCUAAGAGCCCAGCUCCGAGCCCAGAACGAUGAGCUCAGCAUGGCGCUAACUCACCUUCUGCCUCUGCUGGAUCGCCCGCCGGCCCCCACGCUCUCUCUGGACACCAGGUACACAGUGUAUCUCCCAGGGGAGCGGGUUACCCUCACAUGCUCGGCUCCUGAGCCUCAGCGGGUUUCGGGAUACAGAUUCUUCUCUCAAGAAGGGCAGCAGGACCCCAGCGUAGUCCAACACCCAAAUGAAGGUGCCCGGCUGGAGCUCACAGCUGAGAAGGGAAAUGCUGGGACAUACACCUGUGCGUACUGGAGACAGGAAUCCAAUCGAGAGAUCUCAUCUAGGAACAGCAACUCCGUCUCCAUCAGAGUGACAGAUACCCCUGCAGCCCCCACCCUCUCCCUGAGCCCCCCGCGCUGGCUGUACCUCACUGGGGAGUCUGUUCGGCUCACGUGUUCGCCUCCCCGUGGAGAUGAGGCAGUUACAAGAUUUCAGUUCUACAAGUACAGGGGAAGCAUCAUCUCACCUGAUGUCUUAUCCAACUCCGGGGCCACAAACUUUAAAUUGAAGCUAGAGGACUCCGGGUCGUACACCUGCCUGUACUGGAUACAUCCAUCCGGAAGGGAGAUCCCAUCUGUGAAAAGUGCCCCGGUCUCCAUCUCUGUGAGAGAUCCCCCGCCUGCCCCCACGCUCUCUCUGGACCCCGAGUACACAGUGUAUCUCCCAGGGGAGCGGGUUACCCUCACGUGCUCGGCUCCUGGGAGUGAGCUGGAUUGGAGAUACAGAUUCUUCUAUCAAGGGCAGCAGGACCCCAGCGUAGUCCAACCCCCGAAUGAAGGUGCCCGGCUGGAGCUCACAGCUGAGAAGGGAAAUGCUGGGACAUACACCUGUGCGUACUGGAGACAGGAAUCCUAUCGAGAGAUCUCAUCUAGGAACAGCAGCUCCGUCUCCAUCCCAGUGACAGAUCCCCCUCCCCAGCCGGCACUGAGUGUGGAUCCCCCGUCCGGAGUGGUGAGCGAAGGGAUCCCCCUGCUCAUCACCUGCACGGCCCCGCGGAACACCGGUCAGCAGAGGUUUCACUUCUACAAGGACAGAGCCGAGCUCAUCCCUGGGGACGUGGGGUCUGAGAUCAACGCGACAGAGCCCAGGACUGUCUCUAUGAACACCUCUGUGCUCAGAAUCCCACUGAACAGUUCAAACAACACCGGGGAAUUCAGCUGCGGGUAUGAGGAGAAUGUGGGCGGGAGAUGGAUCCCGUCCCCCAGGAGCUGGGCCGUGACUGUCACCGGGAAUGUCACAGUGUCAGCUCGCAGCUUCCUCUGGGUCCGGGAGCUGGUGGUGGGUGGCUCCUUCUUCCUCAUUAAUGGUCUCAUCUUCCUCGUCUCCCACUGCUGCUUCUAGAUCCAGGUAACUGGCGUGUUCUGGGAAGGGGGCCCUUCAUUCUGUGCCUUGGAUUCUCUCCACAAGGUGACCCGUUUGAUCUGCAAUCUCUCCCCUUCAAUUACAGCCUGGAGGGGGAGGUUCUGGUGGAAAGUCCAGGUGUGAGGACUGAGAAACAUCCACAGGAUCUGAAAGGGCUGUGGGAACCAUGAACACUUCAGCAACCAACCAAAAUGUAGCUGUAUCCGAGGUGGGGCAUGGCCACUGUUUCACAGCUGCACAACCCUUGUGCACAGAAUUUGCUUGCCCAGUGUGAACCCAGACAAUCCUGUAUUCACACCGUACAAGAGGUUGCAAUGACGUGUGUACAAACUCUGCCUUGCGAGGUAUCAUUUCAAACUCCCACCACACUGGUCAAUAAUAUCACUGUGGAGUAUAGGUGAGAACGCUGAAGGUGGAGAUAUGGCCGACCUCUGUGAGUCUGUUUUAAAGCCUGUAUUUGAACACAGGGGAACCAGGUCUGCCCAGGGCUUGAAUAGAAAUGAAGCCAGGUGACCAGUGACAAAAGAAAUAGGAUGUACAUGGGCGUUAAACAAAGCCAUUGAGCCACCAAGGAGAGGAGGUGACGUCUCAGCUAUGGACAGGGCAGGAGAAGGCACCCCCAGGAGACCUUCCUUCCUGAAGCAGUGUCAAUGAACACAGAGAGACAUGCUCUCCUGAACUACAGACAGGGCCGGCUCCAGGCACCAGCAUUCCAAGCAGGUGCUUAGGGCAGCAAUCUGCAAGGGGCGGCAUUCCAUGUGGUUUUGUCGUUCCAAGCAGUGCACCAAAUUGCCGCCGCGGGUGGCAGGGGCAGUCAGUGUGCAAUUAGGACGGCACGUGCAUUUCCGCGGCGGUGGCAAUUUGGCGGCAGCUUCUAUGUUCAGCUGCCCGCGGCGGCAAUUCGGCGGCUUCUGUCUUCCGGCUGAAGACAGGAGCCGCUGAAUUGCCACCGCCCUGGAAACGUGCGUGCCUCCCUAACGGUACACGGACUGCUCCCGCCAUCUGCGGCGGCAAUUCGGUGCGCUGCUUGGGGCGGCAAAAACAGUAGAGCCGGCUCUGACUACAGAGAGAGGGACAGUGAACCCCCAAAUUCUCUUCCCCCUAAGACAACAAGGGAAACCAGCACCUCACACUUCCCAGGAAGGUCAGGAUCGAGAACCUGUUGCCCAGGCCAGACCAAGAGUAACCGGAAAGCGAAAUCACCUUCAACGCAGACUGUGCCUUGCUGC